AUUAAUUAUUUUUUAAAUUGACACAUUACAUUACAUUAUUUUCCAUUACAUUACAUUACACUCACUGAGUGUAAUUUUCCAUUACAUUGUACUAAUUAAUUUUUCAUUAAUUAAUACACUGUCUGUGCUAAUGUGUAAUUUUCCAUUACACAUUAUUUUCCAUUACAUUACACAAUUAAUCACACUUACAUUACAUUGAGAUUAUUUUCCAUUUAUUAAAUUUGUUGUGUAGAAAAUGACAUCAUCGGAAAGUAAUAGAAAAGAUCCGGCAUGGCAACAUGCCCAUUUGGUAGAGGAGAAUAAUUUAAACAAGUUUGAGUGUAAUUUUUGUAGUAAAGUAUCAAAUGGAGGUGUUUGUCGGGUGAAACAACACCUCGCGAGAGGUUAUAGGAAUGUCACUGCUUGCCCGAAAUGUCCAGCUCACGUAAGAGAAGAGAUUAGAGAGUUCAUGUCAAAAAAGAAGACACAAAAAGAAGAAAUGAAUAUGCUGCCUGAUUUUGAUGACAUGGACAUGGAAGAUGAAGAUGAAGAUGAAGAUGAAGAUGUUGAGAUCAAUGUCAAUCAACGCCGUAAGUUGGCAAGUAGCAGCCAAAGUUCAUCCAAAUCCAAAACUAAUUUAAAAAUGCUAAAGAGAAAAGGGCCUAUGGAUGUUUACUUCACAUCCAAUCCUGAAUCAAUGGUGAAAAAUCGAAGAGACCAAGCAAAAAGGAAGCAAACCAAAAUUGAUGCGAAUGACCCUUACAAAAAAGAAAUGAGAGCUCGGGCAGUGCAAAGAUUUGCUAGAUGGAUGUAUGAUACUGGUAUCCCUUUUAAUGCAAUAAAUUAUGAGAGUUUUGGACCAAUGAUUGAAGCUAUUGGGCAAUAUGGUCCCAGUAUGAAGCCACCAACUUACCAUGAAGUGCGAGUUACCCAACUCAAAAAAGAGGUGAAACAUACUGAAGAUUUGAUGAAGAAUCAUAAAGAACAUUGUGCAAAAUACGGGUGUUCCAUAAUGGCUGAUGGCUGGACUGACAAGGGAGGAAGGACAUUGAUUAACUUUUUAGCAAAUUGUCCAAGAGGAACCAUGUUUGUUGAGUCGGUUGAUACUUCUAGCUAUUCAAAGGAUGGGCAGAAGUUAUUUGAAUUACUAGACAAGUUUGUGGAGAAAGUUGGAAAAGAGAAUGUGGUGCAAGUUAUCACUGAUAGUGCUGCAACUAAUGUGUUGGUGGGUAAGAAUAUUUCCUCAUUCCUUACGUCAAAAUUGUUUACUCGUAGUUUGUUUUUCAUUUAAAAUUUAAAAACUUAAAAAAAAAAUUUCGUAAUUGUUACAUUAUAGGAAGGUUUUUGGAAACCAAGUAUGAACACUUGUAUUGGACAUCAUGUGCUGCUCAUUGCUUGGACUUGAUGUUAGAAGACAUUUUCAAGAUACCUAGACUAAAAAAGACAUUUGAAAGGGGUAUUGCGGUACAUGGCUACAUUUACAACCGGCCUACGUUGCUAAACGUGAUGAGGCGUUAUACAAAUCUGAAGAAUUUGAUCAAGCCUGCAAAAACUAGAUUUGCAACCAUCAUUCUGACUUUGUCUAGGAUGCAUCAACAAAAAAACAAUUUGAGAAAGAUGGUCACCUCAGAAGACUGGACCUCAAGCAAAUGGGCAA
Camellia sinensis is the source of this 1636-nucleotide messenger RNA. NCBI's taxonomy places the organism in Eukaryota, Viridiplantae, Streptophyta, Magnoliopsida, Ericales, Theaceae. The record is from RefSeq and is a predicted model, not a curated record.